AUGGGCAGCAGCAGUGGGCAGACUGGCACCCACACCUAUCAGUCCCUAGCUGAGGAUGGGCCCUUUGGCUUUGUAGAGCCUCCUAAGAGACCCACAGGCAGACUCAUCAUGCACAGCAUGGCUAUGUUCGGCCGGGAGUUUUGCUAUGCGGUGGAGGCGGCUUAUGUGACCCCAGUCCUGCUCAGUGUGGGUCUGCCCAAGAGUCUGUACAGUACCGUCUGGCUCCUCAGCCCCAUCCUCGGAUUCCUGCUGCAGCCAGUGGUCGGAUCAGCAAGUGACCACUGCCGGUCCAGCUGGGGCCGCCGGAGACCCUACAUCCUGGCCCUGAGCAUCAUGAUGCUGUUAGGCAUGGCCCUGUACCUCAACGGGGAUGCUGUCAUAUCAGCUUUGGUUGCUAACCCAAGAAGGAAGCUGGUUUGGGCCAUAACCAUCACCAUGAUAGGUGUGGUUCUCUUUGAUUUUGCUGCUGACUUCAUUGAUGGGCCCAUCAAAGCCUACUUGUUUGAUGUCUGCUCCCAUCAGGACAAAGAGAGGGGCCUCCACUACCAUGCCUUCUUCACAGGUUUUGGAGGUGCCCUGGGUUACCUUUUGGGUGCCAUGGACUGGGCCCAUCUGGAACUGGGAAGAAUGCUGGGCACAGAAUUCCAGGUCAUGUUCUUCUUCUCCGCCUUGGUGCUCACUUUGUGUUUUGUUAUUCACCUGUGCAGUGUCUCUGAAACCCCACUUAGAGAUGUUGCGGAGGCCAUGCCUCCUCAGCCAGCCCCACGGGGACCUCCAUUGCCAUCAGAGGCACUGUAUGAUUAUGGCUCCAUCGAGAAAGUUAAAAAUGGCUAUGGAAACCCGGAGCUGGCAGUACAGGGAGGAAAAAACAAAAAUCCCGCUCCACAGACUCGGAGGACGAUGACCAUGAAGUCGCUUUUGAGGGCAUUGGUGAGCAUGCCUGCCCACUAUCGCUGUCUUUGUAUCAGCCACCUCAUUGGAUGGACAGCUUUUCUGUCCAACAUGCUCUUCUUCACAGAUUUCAUGGGCCAGAUUGUGUUCCAAGGGGACCCCUACAGCCCGCACAACUCCACAGAGUUUCUCAUCUAUGAAAGAGGGGUUGAGGUUGGAUGUUGGGGCUUGUGCAUCAACUCCGUGUCUUCAUCACUUUAUUCUUACUUUCAGAAGUCUUUGGUAUCCUACAUCGGAUUAAAGGGUCUUUACUUCCUGGGGUAUUUUCUGUUUGGCCUGGGGACAGGAUUUAUUGGGCUCUUCCCGAACGUCUACUCCACCCUGGUCCUGUGUGCCUUGUUUGGAGUAAUGUCCAGCACUCUAUACACCGUGCCCUUUAACCUCAUUGCCGAGUACCACCGUGAGGAGGAGGAGAGGCACCAACUGGCCCCAGGAGGGGACCUGGAGAGCAGCGGGCGAGGGAAGGGCGUGGACUGUGCUGCCCUCACUUGCAUGGUGCAGCUGGCUCAGAUCCUGGUCGGAGGUGGCCUGGGCUUCCUGGUCAACACAGCCGGGAGCGUCAUCGUCGUGGUGAUCACAGCCUCUUCAGUGGCAUUGAUCGGCUGCUGCUUCGUGGCUCUCUUUGUUAGAUACGUGAAUUAGGUCAAUAAAGAGAC
Molecule: messenger RNA, 1607 nt
Organism: Lepus europaeus (European hare)
Lineage: Eukaryota; Metazoa; Chordata; Mammalia; Lagomorpha; Leporidae
Gene: SLC45A2
Product: solute carrier family 45 member 2
Exons: 7
Coding region: 1-1593 (530 amino acids)
Biological process (GO): transmembrane transport
Cellular component (GO): membrane
Molecular function (GO): sucrose:proton symporter activity
Source: RefSeq, a predicted model, not a curated record